Messenger RNA from Medioppia subpectinata, 806 nucleotides. The record is from the annotation of a GenBank genome assembly. NCBI's taxonomy places the organism in Eukaryota, Metazoa, Arthropoda, Arachnida, Sarcoptiformes, Oppiidae.
GCGCAGUCUUCAUGUAUUUGGAGGCACCUCUUGAACACCAAAAGCGGCAGGAGAUCGACGAUCUGCUCAACGAUUUCCGAGAUAAAUUAAAGCUUAUAAAUCACCCGAAUAUAAGCCAAGAACACAUCACAUCAAUGAUACAAAAGCUUUUGGCCGCUCAGGACAUGAAUCUCGUCGACCGAUUUGGCAACAAAACAGAGUUUAUAAAUUGGAGUUUCUUUAACUCAUUCUUCUUUGCCAUAACUGUGACCACAACUAUAGGUUACGGACAUCUCACUCCUUAUACCGCUUCCGGCAAACUCUUUUGUAUAAUAUAUGCAUUAUUUGGUAUUCCAAUGACUGGUCUCCUAAUAGGAGCAAAGUCUAGAUAUAGAAGACAACUAUCGAUACGAUUAAUGUUAUUAAAGAAAGGCCUUAUAUUUUUCGUGCCGUGGUUUCUAGUAUUCCUAGUAUUGCCUGCAAUUGUGUUUGCAUUCAUAGAAAACUGGACUUUUCUCGAAGGCUUCUACUAUUGUUUUGUAACGCUUUCGACGAUAGGUUUUGGCGAUUAUGUCGCCGGAAGUUUCGAAAAGCACUACAUUUGGGUCUAUAAGUUAAUUGUUGUCCUUUGGAUUAUAUUUGGUUUGGCCUAUCUUUCAAUGAUCCUUAACUUCAUAAGUCAAGGGCUAAGGAGUCGACACUUGACUAACGUUGUGCUGUCCAUCAGAAGGAUGUCCGGCCCUCCGCUCUCUCACAGAUUCAGUCAUUUGAAUAAAAUGCGUCGAAAUCGAUAUAAUCGCCUCGUUAGCCAAGGGUAUCGAAACCAG